Messenger RNA from Oncorhynchus keta (chum salmon), 7535 nucleotides. RefSeq names its product ras-associated and pleckstrin homology domains-containing protein 1-like. Lineage: Eukaryota; Metazoa; Chordata; Actinopteri; Salmoniformes; Salmonidae. The record is from RefSeq and is a predicted model, not a curated record. Gene Ontology annotation, cellular component: plasma membrane; cytosol. Gene Ontology annotation, biological process: signal transduction.
GUGAAGGAACCAAUGGUAUGCUCGAGAGGUACGUUCCUGCAAAUGCAGAAAUGCCCACAUGCAGGAACGCCCUUAUUUGCGUGCUGCAGUUGCACACCAGUACACUGGGUUGGAGAGGUGCUUGCUCACUCCCAGGAUAGCGCUGUUGAUUAGUCGAGCCUAAUUCUGGGCUGGACAGGAAACAGGAGACGCUUGGCGUGCCUCGCGCAACAAUCCUGGGAAAGAGAAUGAGGAUGGGAAUAUGUAUGUAUUUGCACGACGAGCGGACAUAAAAGCUGGGUGCUGACUGUUGCGUUGGCUUCAUUUGACCUUUUUGACCUGAGUGGGACAAAGGGAGAGGGACACCAGAGAUGGCGGAUAUGUCUGACGAUGAGCUGGACCACGGGGCAGAGGAGGAGGACAGUGAUAAGGAAGACCAGGACCUGGACAAAAUGUUUGGAGCCUGGUUGGGAGAACUGGACAAACUCACACAGAGUCUGGAUGACGGGAAGCCACAGAAGUCGGUCCAGAAGGCCCCUCUCAGACAGGAAACCAACAUGGCUAACUUUUCUUACCGCUUCUCCAUGUACAACAUCAACGAGGCUUUGAACCAGACGACAGAGACCGUAGACCUGGAUGCCCUGAUGGCUGACCUGUGUUCCAUAGAACAGGAGCUCAGCACCAUCGGCAAGCCCAACACCGGCACCGCCCGCCAGGCUAAAUGUCAACAGCGAUGCCCGGGGGGUCGCAGCGCCAGUGCCAAGCAAACUGGCAGUGGUGGGGGGAGUAGCAGCGGGGGCAGCACCAGCAGUAGUACCCGGGCCUCACCGGCCUCCACCGUCCGAGGGGGCAGCUCCAACUCCCACGGGCGCCCGUCGGCAUCGAACCUCUCGCUGGACGACAUCACGGCCCAGUUGGAGCAGGCGUCACUCAGCAUGGACGAGGCGGCGCACCAGACUUCUUCCUCCUACUCCUCGACCACCCUCCGGCGCCCCUCGGCAGGUUCCUCGUCCUCGCAGCACCGGAGGACGGGCUCGGUGGGCACCAUUAGUGAACAUGAGGCGGGGGGCCACUCCUCGAGGUCCAGCGUUAAUUCUGCAUCCGCGUCCAGCAUGGACUCUCUGGAUAUCGACAAGGUGCUGUCUAGGACAGUAGGAGGGCCCGAGCAGGACGGGGGUUCACAAGGCCCCCAGCCGCCACAGGACCCGGCCAGUACUGAGCAUGCCUCACUACUGCGACGGGCCAAUGGUAAGCCGGCCAGACGGCAGCUUGACCUCACCUCAUGGGAGGGUGAAGUGGAUCUGGACACUCACUCUUAUCUGGACAGAGAAACGUCCCUCAUUCUGAAAAGCAUUGCAGGAAAGCCUUCUCACCUGCUGACCAAGGAGGAGCAGGGGGCCAAAGUGAAGGCCGAGAAGAUCCGAGUGGCCCUGGAGAAAAUCAAGGAGGCGCAAGUCAAAAAGCUGGUGAUCCGGGUGCACAUGUCGGACGAGAGCUCCAAGACCGUGAUGGUGGAUGAGAGACAGACUGUCAGACAGGUGCUGGACAGCCUGCUGGACAAGUCCCACUGUGGCUACAGCCCCGACUGGGCACUGGUGGAGACCAUCAACGAGCUGCAAAUGGAGCGGAUCUUUGAGGACCAUGAGAACUUGGUGGAGAACCUACUGAAUUGGACCAGAGACAGCCAUAACAAACUGAUGUUCAUCGAGCGCAUCGAGAAAUAUGCCCUCUUCAAGAACCCCCAGAACUACUUGUUGGGGAGGAAGGAGACCUCUGAAAUGGCCGAUAGGAAUAAAGAGGCCCUACUGGAGGAGUGUUUCUGUGGCAGCUCGGUUUCAGUACCAGAAAUAGAGGGAAUCCUCUGGCUGAAGGAUGACGGGAAGAAGUCGUGGAAGAAACGAUACUUCCUGCUGCGCGCAUCAGGGAUCUACUACGUGCCCAAAGGCAAAGCUAAGGCCUCCAGGGACCUGGUAUGCUUUCUACAGCUGGACCACGUUAAUGUGUACUACGGCCAGGACUACCGCAGCAAGUACAAGGCCCCCACAGACUACUGCCUGGCCCUUAAGCACCCCCAGAUCCAGAAGAAGUCCCAGUACAUCAAGUAUCUGUGCUGUGAUGAUGUCAGGACCCUCCACCAAUGGUUCAACGGCAUUCGCAUCGCCAAGUACGGGAAACAGCUGUAUGUGAACUACCAGGAGGCCAUGAAACGCACAGAGGCGGCCUACGACUGGUCCUCCCUCUCCACCUCCAGCAUCCGCUCUGGCUCCAGCUCCGGGUCAGCCAGUCUGCCCGAGUCCCAGUCGAACCACUCGGGCCAGUCAGACAGUGGAGUGGACACGGCCUCCAGCCACGGGCGCUCCCAGAGCGUGGUCAGCUCCAUCUUCUCUGAGGCCUGGAAGAGAGGAACGCAGAUGGAGGAGAACACCAGGAUGAGGGAGUCCACCAGAGGUGCCACCCUCCCCCACCCUGUCCAUGCGCACCGCCAGGCCCCACAACUGGAGCCCCCUGCGUCGGGUACGCCGCCACAACAGCAGCCGCCUCCCCAGUCUCGCAGCAGCUACACCUAUGCUGCACCCCCCCAGCCACAGGAGGGCACCUCCCCCCUGCUUCAACAGCAACUGCCCCCCCAGAUCCGUAGCGGUUACACCCAGUCCAUGUCCCCUCAGCCCUCCCCUCCGCCACCCCAACAGCUGCCACCCCAACAGCUGCCCCCCCAGAUACGCAGCAGUUACACCCAGGUCCUGCCUUCCCUGCCCCGCCAGCCCUCCCCUCCACCACCCCAACAGCUUCCCCCCCAGAUCCACAGCAGUUACACCCAUGUCCUGCCUCCCCAGCCCUUCCCUUCACCACCCCAACAGCUGCCCCCCCAGAUCCGCAGUAGUUACACCCAGGUCUUGCCCUCCCCUACCCCACCCCCCCAGCCUACUCCUACACCACCCUCCCUGCCCCCCCAACUAUCUCCACCAGCUCAACAGCUGCCCCCCCACAUCCGUAGCAGUUACACCCAGGUCUUGCCCUACCUACCGCCACAGCCCUCUCCUCCACCACCCCAACAGCUGUCCCCACAGCCCUGCAGCAGCUACAACCAAGCUGUACCCCCUCCUCCCCCGCCGCCCCCUCCCCCGCCGCCGCCUCCCCCGCCGCCCCUGCCUGCCAGCAGCACCCCCCACCACUCGGGCCCCACCGUGUUCGCCAAGUACAGCACCAUCACCCGGCUGCAGAACCAGAACGCCGCCCACCAGGCCGCCAAUCUCCAUAGGGCGCAAAACAACCACCAGAGCCCACCAAGGGUGCUAGCUCAAGCCCCGCCUCCUCCCCAUCAGACGGCUAUCAAACCACUGGUCAACAACAUCAAUGUCCCGCCUCCCCCGCCUCCCCCUCCCCCACCAUCCAUGCCUGCCCUGGGGUCGGCCAUGGCCGCACUCCGGCUCGGGCCCCCCACCCCGGCUGUCGUGCCCCAGUUCAUCCCACCGCCACCGCAGAGCAACGACAUCCCCCCUCCCCCUCCUCUUCACCCAGACACCAUGCCAGGUCUGUGCACAUCGCGCUACGGCGCCAACGCCCUCCAGCAGGCACUGCCCCAGAAGUUCCCCAGUGGUCCCCCCCAGGGCCCCUCUCCCCCCACUGCCAGACUGGUCGAGUCACCCCCGGCAACGCCUCCGCCUCCUCCCCCACCACCUCCCCCUCCUACCCUACCGCCUCCCCAGCAGCUCUCGGUGCCGACACCCCCUCCUCCUCCUCCUCCACCUCCCCCUCCUACCCCACCGCCUCCCCAGCAGGUCUCGGUGCCAACACCCCCUCCUCCUCCUCCCCCUCCUACCCCACUGCCUCCCCAGCAGUUCUCGGUGCCGACACCCCCUCCUCCUCCUCCCCCACCACCUCCCCCUCCUACCCCACCGCCUCCCCAGCAGCUCUCGGUGCAGACACCCCUUUUUCCUCCCCCACCUCCUCAGCAGCAGUACUCGCCCGCAGCUGCUCCCCCCCCUGCCCUACCCAAAACCUUCUCCCCGGGCUUUCUGCUCCACCAUGGUGCCCGGAAGCCUCCCUACCCAGUUUCCCCUCUCCCUCCCACCCCACCUGCUGCCCCAACUCCUCCCCCACCACCGCCUCCGCCGGUGUCAAUGAAGAAGCAGCACAGCCUACAGAUAGGCCACACCCCCAACCAGCCCCCUCCCACAUUUCCCAAGCAGCACAGCCUCUCCAAGCCGCCACCCCUGUCCUUCACAGCUCCGCCCACCACCACCUCCCUGGUCAAACAGAUGGCAGGCCAGUUCCCAGGGUCCACACUGUCUACCAAUCACACUGAGAGCCCCAAAGCCCCCCUGUCUCCUCCUGCGGUGAAGGCCAAACCAAGAUGGCAGCCAGGUGGUGGACAGGCCCAGCAACAGGCCCCAGAGUUCCCUCCACCCCCUUUUGAGAGCAGCCCCUUUCCCCCUCCUCCCCCGCCUCUACCUGCUCUGGUCACCGGCCCUGCCCCUCCUGCUCCCCCUCCCCCUCCCAUCACUGGCCCCACCCCUCCGCCUCCCCCUCUCCCCCCCGGCAACCUAGGCUCGCCCCUGAAGAGAUCUCCAUUGGGCUCCUCCACCUCCUCCUCGGGCUCCUCUGUCUGGGGGGGCAAGAAACCCCUGCCUGCCACCCCCCAGAAAGCCUCCAGCGUCAAGUCUAACUCCUCUGCUGAAUACCAGGAGUCCCGCAGGAACCUUCUCAGCAAGUUUGCCUCCCAGUCCUCUUCCCCCUCCACCUUCCCGUCCUCCCCUGCCGUACCCUUGGGUAGUUUUCCCUCUAAGGACCCCUCCCUGGCCGGCCCCGCGGCGCCCCCAAAGCCAGGCAAGCUGAACCUGGCCAACCUGGCCCUGCAGGCCAAAGUAGGUCAGCAGCGCCAGUCCACCGCUGACUUCCCCCCUCCCCCGCCGGCUUUUGAUCUCUUCCCCCCUCCUCCGCUGCCCAGUGACAGCCACGUCGGGGCACCUAAGGUGGCAGUGGUCAACCCCCAGCCAAAAGUACCGCCCGCCCCCCCGGGUCCCCCUCCCCCCGCCACCAUCAACUCCUCCUGGGGCAAGGGCUCCCUGAAGAAGGCCCCUCCCCCCACGCUGCAGCGGAACCAGCCAUCUCCCCCGACCCUGUCCCCACCUCCCAAGCUGCCCACCUCGCCCCCCACUGGGAACGGCAACAACGGCGUCCCCCAGCCGGGCAACUUCAUGGACGACCUGAACCGGACUCUGAAGCGCAAGUCGGUGAGCCGGCAGGGUUCGCUCUCCUCGUCCCGCCUCUCCGGUCCCAACCUGGAACCCGCUGCGGGCACCAUGGACGACAUGGAGUUGGCGCUGCCCCCACCGCCACCUGAGUUGCUGUCGGGGGGGAACGUCUCAGGCUAUGCAACGCUACGGCGGGGGCCCCCUCCGGCCCCACCCAAGAGGGGGGGCAACACCAAACUGACACACUGACCAGGGGAGUGGUAGAAAAGGAGACUGUUGGAUGAUGCCUACAUUACCUCUCUUGGAGAGGAGCUUCUAUCUAUCACACAGGACCGUCAGUGGACAUUGACAAACUGAACUCCUCGUGUUCCAUGAUUAUGAUGGUGAAUACCAAACCAUGUAUCCGCUUCUUCUUCUUUGCCAUAUGUUUGUGCCACGUAAUCAGAAAACCAUAAUAACGACGUUAGGAUUCAUUCUGCAUUGGUACUGCAUGGACAUGCUGUAAAACAUGAAGCUCUUUGGUGAGUGUGUGUGUAUGUGGACCCGUUUGUGUGCGUACCCGUGUAUGUGUGCAUGCGCGUGUUCACAUGCAUCCGUGUGUGUGUGAGCGAGAGGUAGAAGGGGAAAUGGGUUGACAGCCCAUAACGGAAGGCCUCUGUAAUACGCAUUGUUAUUUUGCCUCUGUUUUUAUAUGAAAUUAUUUAAUACAUUAUUUUUUUGUUAAGUUUAUAAAAGCUAGUUGGAUAAAUCAAUUUGAUUGGAAAUCAUGAGAUCGAAAAACUUUAGAGUAUAGGCUGAGAGGUUAUUUUAAUCAAUGAGCUACGAAUUCCCAACAUUUCCUAGGUAUUCCCUGACUGUUUUACAAGUGUCUUGCUCUUUGUGCUGUCAUUCGGUGACACGCGAAUCAGGAUGCCUUUUUUUCACAGACGAUUGCCCUCUCGAAAGAAUCUCCAAAUUAAAAAAAGGAAAUUCUCUCCUCCUAAAGGCACGAAGCCAUGACUGUGCAACUGGAAACAUUUGUGACUUGGAAUUAUUUUUUUCAUAAAUGUUUUAUUUAAUGCGUAACUAUCGUUUUGCUUAACUGAAGACUGAAAUGGCACGAGGCAUAUUGUGUGUAUGUCUUCGAGGGCCCUGUGAGUCUGUGGGGUGUGUGCUGUGUUUGUUUGACUUGACCUGCAUCUGGGUCAUGUUUAUUAGGCACCAAGCAGAAGAAAACGGAUUGUGAAACAGGGAGGAACUCACUGGAUUGUCCAAUAAACACACACUUUUGGUUUUCGUUGCUACAUGUUCUAAAACGUUUGGUGCCUAAUGAACAUCUGCUUCUGUUUCUGUACAGUAACAGCCCUUGCUUCCCUCCCAUUGCCCCCUGCUGCCUUUAAAUUGUCACAUGACAUGGCCUAAAAAUGAUAGAAAUAUAAUGUACAGAGUGGGGUCAGCUGUGCUCCAGGUGCAGUUUACUAUAUACUCAGUUAUUCUCAACAUGGUGGCUAAAAUUGAAGCAACACGUUGGUGCUUGAAGGUACUGAGCAUUGAAUUAUGUUGUCAUUAGCAUUAGGCUAGACCUGACUGGCUAAAUUAACCCACAAAUUCCCAUCUGGCGCGCAUUAAAAUUGAAUGUUGCUUUCUACUCUGUUGCUUUCUAUAUCCUGUUUUUAUGGCCUAAACAUUCCAGUGUAGUGCAAUUUCCUGCUUCUCCUGCCAAAGUGCAGUGCAGAGAGAGGGGGCGGUGUUCUCGCAGCAAUGCCUUCAUUUCAAGGGUGCUAGUGCUUAUUAUCCUAAUAAGCCUGGAUAUCAAUGGGCAGACAUCUUAUGUUCAAUGUAGGGUUUGUCCCAAUUCUCCACUCUUCUCCCGAAUUGUGAACAUCCUGGAUUGGAUUGAUAUAAGCAUUAGCUACGGUUCCCACCAUUGUUAGCAAUAGGUACAGUAUAGCAACCAUAACCACAAAGCUGAAUGCCCGUACUGAACUCAAGUGGACCAUGAAUGUUGAUAGACCACUACUAGACACACAACAUGCUGUCAUAUUAAUCUUGCGUAUCUACAUUGCUCUGUAUUGGUGAAGUUGGCUCUAGAUGCUGAUCUUGGGUUGUUUUUGCCGCUAAUGUUUGGGGGCAGGGAAGCUGAUCCUAGAUCUGUACCUAGGGGAAACUUUACCCCAGAGCCUGUGCAUUUUCAUGAUUUAAUAUCAUCCUUUUCAGGUUGUUGGGUUGCAGUAUGUUAAACUGAAGUAGGCAUUAAAUUAUUGAAGUGUUGUUUCUGAUUUUGGGAGCCAAAUGAAGAAAACGGGGGGAGAUUGCAGACUAAAUGUCUCUACUUGCAUAUAAACCGAAGAUCACAAUAUAAAUGUUCAAAUCAUACCUCGA